GGGAGGUGGGGAGGAGUAACGUCUGAUAUGACUGGCCGAGUAUAUAAACCAAGCAACUUGCACGCAGUCUGCAAUAUCGCUAAGAAUCUCUCACCGAGAAACAACACUCGCCAACAUGAAAGUUAUGCUUCUUAUCCUCCUGGGUUUGGUGGCUUUUGUCAGCGCCCUCCCCGAGGACGUCUUGGACUUCGAGGGGGAUGACGCCGAGCACGAGCAGGAGGGAACCCCAGGGGAAUCAGUCACUGGGGAGUACACCUGGGAAAGUCCCGAAGGAAUUGAAUUCGUGGUCAAGUACAUUGCUGACGAGAAGGGCUACAGAGUCCUCGAGUCCAACGCAGUUCCUUCUGCAGCAGGAGUCCGCGCCGACGGGGAACAGGCCGACCUCGAGGGUGACGAAGACGACGAUGAUAAAUAGAUCGUCAUUCUGUAUUAAUAUAAAUAUAUCAGAUGUUUAUUUAUGAAGGAAAUAUAUUGCUUGAAAUUA
Messenger RNA from Macrobrachium nipponense, 484 nucleotides. Its product is annotated as cuticle protein CP575-like. The transcript is spliced from 3 exons. NCBI's taxonomy places the organism in Eukaryota, Metazoa, Arthropoda, Malacostraca, Decapoda, Palaemonidae. The record is from RefSeq and is a predicted model, not a curated record. The coding region runs from base 116 to 415 and encodes 99 amino acids.